This is a messenger RNA of Neospora caninum, 3993 nucleotides long. Its product is annotated as zinc finger (CCCH type) protein, related. Lineage: Eukaryota; Apicomplexa; Conoidasida; Eucoccidiorida; Sarcocystidae. The transcript has 2 exons. Gene Ontology annotation, molecular function: mRNA binding; metal ion binding. The annotation marks the transcript as partial. The record is from RefSeq and is a predicted model, not a curated record.
CCGCCCGCUUCUCCCGAGAAUAUCCUGGUGCCAGCGUCUUUGAGGGGGUCCACCAUAUCCACAAUCUUUUUCAAGACGAAGAUGUGCAGGUUUUUGCGCCAAGGCCGCUGCAAGCAUGGACCAUCUUGCCAGUUUGCACAUAGUCCAGAGGAGUUGCGUACCCCUCCCAAUCUCGCGAAAACCCGUCUCUGUCGGGCUUUCCGAGAAGGACGAUGCGACCGCGGGGAGAACUGCGCUUUCGCACAUGGUCUUGUCGACUUGAGGGGAACUGGCGAAAUAUACAAGACACAAAUUUGCAUCUUCUGGCCAGCAGGUCACGGCAACAGAGUCAGCGAGGGAGGUCGGCAUGCCGUUGGCGUCGCAGAUCACCCUCCAUGGGAUGGAGAACGUGGUGUUGCCAGCCAUGACGGAUGUGGCCCAUCGUUGACAUCUACCAGAGCUGCACCCCCGGCGCCUGUCAGUCAGCCGCCGUGCGGCCGAGGGUUUGAUGAACAGAGGAGCUCGCGGCCGGUCGGAGUGUGCCGAUCUCCACUGCACACGGAAGGAUCUGCGGCUUGCAUGUCAUUCGGCUCUGUUGCGGCGAUGGGCAGCAACGGAAGUGCGAAAGGUACACGUUCUCGCUCGUCGCCUUACGGUAGCGGAACGGCGUCUCCGCCGUCGUCGACUGCUGCAUGCUCUGCGUUCGCCGCCUCGCCCAUGUCAUUUUCUCCACCCAUAGUUGCUCCGCCUGCAUCUUACUCCUCCUCUCGCGCGACACCUCGAACAGUAGGAUCGUAUCUGCGAGAGCAGGCUGCUCCAGUUGCAUUUUCCCAUGUCUGCCACACGUCAGACUUCCCUAACCAGGAAUGCGCACCACUGACUUCCUCCCAGCCGCCCCCCACCCAAGAGGAAGGUUUACAGGAUUUUCCUGACAUGCUGCGGCGAAUGAAGCCGCUGUGUGGUGUGGUGGAACGAAGUGAAGACGCCGCUGUGAAGCGUCCCUCCGAAAUAUGUUCAAAGCCAAAACUCCCUGGUUUCCCAGAGGGGCAUCUGUCAUCGGAAAAAGCGAGGAGUUCUGUGAAAGUAGCGAAGAGCAUGAGAGCUCAGUUCAGGCCGUACGCGUAUGAUGCGGGCUCCUCAGUUCUUUCGUCGCCGUCGUCCUGCGCGGGUGGAUUUCCAGUUGUGGACUUGCCUGCUGGUGUUGGCACAAAGCAACCGUUCGGCAGCUACAAGCUUGCACAUGAAGCCACUCAGAGCCAUCAGAACAUCAGGCUACCGGCAUCUGUGCACACUGGCCGGGAGAUUCGUGGUCGUGGAUUAGACACAAGCGAACAUAACGGAGGGUGCAAGGAUAUUACAGACCGCUCAGUGGUCAAAGCUGUGACAUCCGCUGCAUCUGGAGAGCUCGCCGGGGUCGAGUGUCACGCCUCUCGCCAGAGCAUUUACGGCAGACCAGUUCUCGAACAAACGCGGUCUAUGCUCGUGGUCAGCUUCCCAGGGGCCGGAAGGUCGGGACGCUCUCGCGACACAGUCGGAACAUGGAAGCGUACUGCUCCUCCAAUUCCUCCCCCCCCACCUCUCUCUUCCUCUUUUCCUUCUCAACCAUUCCGUUGUGGUGAGAGUAGGGCGUCACCAGAUGGGAGAACGCCGCAUCAGUCUUCCGGUUGUAUCGACUCGAAUGCCGCUAUCAAAGCAGCGGCCAGCUCCGUGCCGUUGCUUGUCAGCCCUUGGGGCGACGUCAGUGACAGGAACACCGAGUCAAAAACUGUCGCCUCUGUAUCGCCUACACCUGAGGUGGGAGUACGUCGGUCUCACGGGCCCUCGUCGACAAAAGUAAGGCAGCACUGGCAUCCAAACGGUGAGCAGCGGGCAAGUGAGAUCUUGCAACACAGAGGUGCGUCGCUGGCAAACUCGAAGCCCCAAGAUCAAUGCUCCUCAUCUGGUGCGUAUCUAAUGCCGGCACGUGUUCCUGCCGCCUUAGACGUUCAAACGCGUGAUCAACCUGGCUGUACAGUACGUGGUACAGGUUUUUGCAGGGCAGGGACAGAAGGCGAGAAAGGCGGACACUGUGCAGGAGUGUGUCCCACAGGCGUUUGCCAAGGGGCAGCAGCGUUGAGCUCUGGGUCUCAAAAUGGUGAAAAACAUGGCCACAGUGUCCCAGCAAUGCAUGUUAAUAGAGGGGAACGAGAGUUGGACCAACAAAUCUUUCCUACUGUUAAUGCCAUGGUCCAGGAGAUUUCGAGCGUGGCGCAGUCCCAGCGACGAAGAGAAAGGUGGGAUUGGGGCCACGAGACAGUCACUCCUACUGGCGCUACUGUGGACACGGACACGCGUGAGAAGAAGGGGAUGACGAGUGACAUAGAGCAUGCGCCCAAGAAUGUGGAGGAAGGACGGAGUGAGAGAAGAACGGGAAACUCAGUGCCUUCGACGACCUCAACGGAGCAAGCAGAAAGACCAGUCCGGCAAACCGCACUCACAGGUGCUGGUGGUCACCACGACCCCGCUGAUAUCAGGGGCGUGAUGGACUUGGGCCCCUCUCUGCCGUCCGGGGGCUUGUUUGGAUCUGUAUCACCAUAUGCAUCAAUUCAGGGGCACAGUGUAGCAGUUGUCUCACCGGCGUUUGCUCCGUUGUAUUGCCACGGCACAGCGGGUCUCGAUAGUUCUUCAGGUGGCUUGCCAGGACACGGAUGGCCUAUGUCACCAGUAUGUGCUGAACUGGGGGUCAGUGAGAGUCUUUUGCACGACGACGCGUCUCUGGUUGCUGCAGCAAUACGAAACGUUGGACACGAGUUCGCGGUUUACCCACAAAGGAAGGAGCAGGAGACCUUCGGGCCUGGCCCACCACCACCAGUUAUUUUUGUUAGCGCGUCAGUUCCAGAGCUGUUACCUUCACAGGUUCAGUUGCAUCCGGCUGGCCAGUCCGUGUUCCUGUGUUCCCCUUUUCCAAUGGCAGGCCCCGUUGCAGACCCGACGGGGCCAUACUUCUUGCUUCCAUCAGCGGGGCAUGUUGGUUGUUUCGAUGUAGGACAAGAGGCGACUCUUGGAUUCGGACACGGAGUGCCUGCUCCCGGGGUUUUAAUCCCGACAGAACUCCGAGGACCUUGGCCUGUUUGGGGACAAGGCGAGUUUCACGCGGUUGGACUUCUUCACACAUCCACGCAUGAAGUUCAGGGGCAAGACUGCGUCCCGGUUGGCCUCGCCGAAUCCUCGUCAGAACGAAGUGUUAACAAACCAGCCGACAGCUCCCCAAAUCUUUCCAGAUUUGCAGUACAGGACGGUGUAGUGGAUGGUCUUAUUACCCAAGAGAGCGAUACUGGCUGUUCCGAGGCCUUCGAUGAAGUGGGUGACAAGUCAUGGCGACCGCGUAUAGACGAACCAGAGGCUACUGCGCAACAGGACGAACCCUUCCGAUUGCCUCCUGUUUCGCGCAUGCACUCGGCUCUGCCGACGUUUCCCUCCCCCUCACGUGAGGAAGAACCAGCUGUUCAAACCCCCAGGAGCGAGGAGCCUCGUGCUACUUGGGAUAACUCUGGAGGUGAAUCUGAGUCGUCAAACAGCCCUCUCGACCGGUGUACGGAACGUGGAAACUCCACUAGUAUUGGGCGUCUAUGGCGAUGCAGAAGUGUAUGCCAAUCACGUUGCGGUCUACAUACGUUUUUAGAUCGUCCCUCGAAGAACCGUGUGCAAGGUACCUGCCGAUGCUAUAACGCCCGGACCAGAGCAGAGACAAACAAUGAUGAUAAUUCCCAGGAAGCAAGGACGAAACCAGCCAACAGGGGGCCGGUGGUUUUCGAGUCAGACCUUGAGCACCCGUUGCAAACCGUCUCCCGUACGUCGGGUCCAAGUUCUGAGCUAGCAGCUCAGGGGGCACGCAGAGCCGAGGAGAUAACUCUUGUCACUGGUCGCUGCGACCCGGAUGACGCCUGGUUGUGGUCCGAGCGGGAACAAAAAAGGGUCGAAUCGUUUUGUCACCGGCUGGCGGUAGCAGGAGUCGAUCAUAUCCGGAGUUGGUAG